Postia placenta MAD-698-R-SB12 is the source of this 585-nucleotide messenger RNA. RefSeq lists its product as hypothetical. The transcript has 4 exons. Bases 1 to 585 code for a protein of 194 amino acids. Lineage: Eukaryota; Fungi; Basidiomycota; Agaricomycetes; Polyporales; Adustoporiaceae. The record is from RefSeq and is a predicted model, not a curated record. Gene Ontology annotation, molecular function: ubiquitin protein ligase activity.
AUGCGUGUGUUUAACCGAUGCCCUAAUACUAUCCUUCAAGUCCUACAAGUACCUUACGAGUCCUCGUACUGGUAUCAGAAAGCGCUUAUCACCUCAGAGCUCGAGGACAUCUUCGCAAAUGCCCCGCGCUCACCUACCGACAUUGCCAGUGCCCGCGUGCUUGAUGCAUAUGCCCGUGCGACGGGCAAAGCCCCAUCCGGAACGGCGGAGCAGCAGGGCUCGAAGAAGCGCGUCCCCGGUCCCGAGGACGAUUGCCCGAUUUGCUACGAGAACAUGCAUGGCGCGGCAGAGACGACGCUGACCUUCUGCGACACGUGCGGCAAUGGGCUGCACACUGAGUGCUUUCAGCAGUGGGCUGUGACUGCACGGCAGAAGGGGCAGCAGGUCUCAUGCGUGUUCUGCCGCGCGAAAUGGGUCACCUCGGGCCCUGCUGCCGCUGCGGGUGCCUCACGCUCGUCUGAGGGCUACAUCAACCUUGGCAGCGUCGCCGGGCUCAGUCAUGUCCGUGAUACAAGCUCUUACUACCACGGCCCCAGGAAGGGCAAGAGGCACCUUGGUUAUCAGGAUUAUGAUAAUUACUAUUGA